Chrysochloris asiatica (Cape golden mole) is the source of this 1131-nucleotide messenger RNA. It is a transcript of the gene ZNF597, whose product is annotated as zinc finger protein 597. The transcript has 6 exons. The record is from RefSeq and is a predicted model, not a curated record. Gene Ontology annotation, biological process: regulation of DNA-templated transcription. Lineage: Eukaryota; Metazoa; Chordata; Mammalia; Afrosoricida; Chrysochloridae.
AUGGCCGGUGAAAGGAGCAGUCGCCUCGGAUCUUCAGGAGUUUUGUCCCGAAGUUCCUGUCGUGACUUGAAACUGACCACCUCUGCCCUCCACAUGGCGUCCACGCUCUCUACCCCCGCGGCCCAGGUGUCUGUGCUGUUUGAGGAUCUGGCUGUAUAUUUUUCCCAAGAGGAGUGUGUGAGUCUGUGCCCUGCCCAGAGGGCCCUCAGCAGAGAUGCCACACACAGGUGUUUCCAGGAUGUGGCCUGGCUAGGUGAGAAAGACAAGCUUGGAAAUAAUCAGCAGUUCAGUGUAGAGUCUAUGGAAUUUGAAGAAUUUGCCGUAGAAAAGUACUCCUUUGCUGUGCCCCUUAUCUAUUAUCCAGAAAAGUCCUCGGAAGAUGAAGUUGGAAAACAGGAAGGAAAAAUACCAGCUGGAACUGUCACUUGCAAAAAAAGAUUGAUAAGCCUUUUAGUUACCAUUGAGAACCACACUCCAUUAGUAGAGCUUUCUCAGUGUUUAGGAACCAGAACACUUAAUGCAAUUCUUGAAUCACCUUGGGAAGAAGCCAAAACCAAAUCCCCAGGGUGUGACCAAAGCACCCAUGAUACUUCAUAACUUGUUUCGCAUCCAAAAAAUCAUUCCGCAGACAAAAAGUAUAAAUGUGGUGACUGUGGGAAACUCUUCAGUCACUGAACCAACUUGAGGAUACACAGGAGAAUCCAUACUGGUGAAAAGCCUUAUAAAUGUGUUGAGUGUGGUACCAGCUUCCGUCGGCACUCACAUCUGUCCAGGCACAUGACUGUCCAUAGAAAGAAGAAGCCAUAUAUGUGUGGGAUAUGUGGGAAAGGGUUUUUGUAGCUCCCAGGACUGGACCGCCACCAAAAAUCCCACACUGCAGAAAAAGCCUGUGAACAUAUUUCGCAUCAGAACGUCACAUGGAGGAAAAGCCUCACGUAUGCAAAACAUUUUAUUUUGGAAUCAGAACUGGCAUGCCACCAGAAAAGCCAUGCAGAGAAACCUUUCAAAUGUAUCAUCUGUGGGAAAGGUUUCAGGUUGGAAAUGCAUCUUGUUCUUCAUCAGCAAACCCAUGUGACAAACACCAUGCAAUACCAACUGAUGGGCAGAAUCCACAAAAUUGUCAUUGAAUGA